UGGCUUUUAGCAUGGAUGAGUUUAUACUUCACACUCGCGCUUUCAAGAACUAGAGAAACAGAAAUCUCAUUGAACUCCCGCUUCUCUCCGAUGGAGGUUACACUACUUAGCUCCGUCUUCGGUCUCUCUCCCAUCUCGUCAGAAAGGGUCACGGCCACACGGCUACGUUCGCAUCGAGUGAGGGCCAUUGACUCCGUACCAAAGACUCACGUAGGUGUUCAACGGAUACUAAAGUAUGAAAGCGGAGCAGCGACGAUCGCAAAGGUGGUGGAGAAGAAUCCGUAUUUGAAAGCAGAAACGGCGAGUCCCGAUCUGCGUAAGAGCUUGUCGGACUUCUUGGAGGAAGCAAGAGAUUUCGUGGGAGAUGAUGAUGGUCCACCUCGUUGGUUCUCUCCGUUGGAGUGUGCAGCUCAUGCUAAAGGCUCUCCUCUACUUCUUUUCAUACCUGGUAUUGAUGGCACUGGACUUGGGCUCAUUCGACACCACAAGAAACUUGGGGAGAUUUUUGAUGUAUGGUGCCUACACAUUCCAGUCAGGGAUCGUACUCCUGCUAAAGAAUUGGUGAAACUUAUUGAGAGGACAGUUAGGUCAGAGAACUAUCGUUUCCCAAACAGACCUAUAUAUUUAGUUGGAGAAUCUUUCGGAGCGUGUCUUGCGUUAGAUGUCGCAGCUAGGAAUCCCGACAUCGAUCUUCUUCUGGUAUUGGCUAAUCCAGCCACACAUGUCAACUACUUCAUAUCGCAACCUCUAGUGGGAAUGCUGAAUGUUUUACCAGAUGGAGUUCCUACACUACUGGAAGAAAUAUUUGGUUUUAUGCAAGACGCUUUAACGAAUGAACUUGCUGUUCAUCAAAUGAGUGGAGUUGGUGGAGGGAUACUAAAAGAUCUCUUUGAAGUUUCUGCUCAUCUUCCUACUUUGAGUAGGAUCUUCCCAAAGGACACACUUCUUUGGAAGGUGGAGUUGCUUAAGUCUGCCGUUGCAUCUGCCAAUACUCACAUACACGCGGUCAGAGCUGAAACAAUGAUACUUCUCAGUGGACGUGAUCAAUGGCUUCUGAACGAGGAUGACAUUAAUAGGUACUCAAGCACAUUGCGAAAAUGUAUUGUCCGUAAGCUUAAAGACAAUGGGCACUUUCUCCUUUUUGAGGAAGGUGUAGAUCUGGUUUCUAUCAUCAAGUGUACUUGUUUUUAUCGCCGUGGGAAGUCUCAUGAUCACACUUCAGAUUACAUUAUGCCUACCAGAUGUGAGCUAAAGAAACAGCUAGACGACCACAAACUUCUAAUAGAUGCUACUUCCCCUGUAUAUCUGUCAACAUUAGCAAACGGCAAACUUGUGAGGGGACUUGAAGGUUUACCUUCAGAAGGACCUGUAUUGUACGUUGGCUAUCACAUGUUAUUAGGAGUUGAGCUAGGUCCAAUGAUAACUCAUGUCUUGAAAGAGAGAAAUAUUCACUUGCGGGGUAUGGCACAUCCAAUGCUUUUUAUAAACAGCGACGCUACGUUUGUGGACACACAGAUACUUGACAAAUACAGAAUGUUGGGUGGAGUUCCUGUCUCCAACUUCAGUAUCUACAAACUACUACAAUCAAAGUCUCAUGUGCUUUUGUACCCUGGAGGUAUCCGUGAAGCUUUGCAUAGAAAGGGUGAAGAAUACAAGUUGUUCUGGCCAGAGCAACAAGAGUUUGUGAGAGUUGCAUCUAAAUUUGGAGCUAAGAUUGUCCCUUUUGGUGUUGUUGGAGAAGACGACAUCUGCCAUCUUGUCCUUGAUGGCGAUGAUCAAAGGAACAUCCCUAUCCUAAAGCAAUUUAUGGAAGAAGCAACAAAGCAGGCUGGAAACUUAAGGGAAGGAGAUGAGACUGAACUGGGAAAGCAGGACUGCUAUCUCCCAGGACUUCUACCUAAGAUUCCUGGGCGGUUCUACUUCUACUUUGGGAAACCAAUAGAAACUGCAGGCAAGGAACAAGAGCUAAAAGACAAAGACAAUGCUCAAGAGUUCUACUUGCAAGUCAAGUCUGAGGUUGAACAAUGCAUUGACUAUUUAAAAAUGAAGAGAGAGAGUGAUCCCUACAGAGACUUGUUGCCAAGGAUGAUGUAUCAGGCUUCACAUGGGUUCGCGUCUGAAAUUCCGACGUUUGAUCUCUGAAAUGAUUCUUGCUUCGAUUAUUUACAGAAUUACAUUGUACUAUGGGUUAUAAGUAGACAUUACUAUAACAACCAGCAAAAUCCAGCAGUUGAAUAUUUCCUAAGUUAAUAAUUGGUUGGUUGAUAUACUAAGUGACGAUGUUGAUAGGCAGGAGGUCCGUGAUCAGCAAAAUCCAGCAGUUAUUACAUGAUAGAGAUAUGAUGCCCCAGCAGUUGAAAAUCCAGCAGUUGGACGUAGACAUUACUAUAGGUUCUAAUAAGGAGCGGAUCCACGUAGUGAGUGUCUGUGGCACGUGCCACAUACAACUUGAAAUCAUCAUUUUAUGUAACUAACAAUGCAUAAAGAUAGUGUAGCUGAUCGGUAUUUAAAUCUUACUGUGCCCCACCCAGUACCUAGUUCGAAUCAGUAUGUUGCAUUCCUGUAUUUUCAGUUUUUACAACUUUUAAUUACUAUUCCAUCAAAUAUUUUCUUUUAAUUUUGCUAACAUAAAUAUUUUGUUAAUAA
Messenger RNA from Raphanus sativus (radish), 2646 nucleotides. RefSeq names its product phytyl ester synthase 2, chloroplastic. The record is from RefSeq and is a predicted model, not a curated record. Gene Ontology annotation, cellular component: membrane. Lineage: Eukaryota; Viridiplantae; Streptophyta; Magnoliopsida; Brassicales; Brassicaceae.